AUGGCACUUUCCACAAAUGGGCAGCAUGAUAUUGCUGAAGUAUUAGGGAAAAAGAAAACAGAAUGUUUGGACUUAAAAGAUUUGUUUUUAGUGGGUCAGCGAGCCGCCUACACAAGCGAAGACCGGCCGCUGGCCAUAAAAAAAAGAAAAAAAAGCAGAAAAGAACCGACAAUGCAGUUGAUAAGGGGCCGAAAAAGAUUAAGAACUUUAAAAUUUAACGCAGUAAUAAGGAAAGAUCUUACCAAAGAUUUAGAAGCGGCAACAUGGACACCCAGAAUUCCAUUCAAUUUCCAAAACGUGGUAAAUCCGACUCCGAAAUGCAUCCUCCCCCGUCGCAAAGCAGUACCGCAUUUACGUAGUCGCUUUGAAUGGACAUUUUUAUUUGGAGAAUCCGAAAUCGACGCCUUCAGACGUCGCCGAAUAAACCCGCCACAGGAAUCCGAAAUCAACGAAGGUUCCAGGAACGGUUUCCAAGCCAUGGAGCAGGAAGACCAGGCUUACCCCUACGAGCUAGUGUCUGUAACGUAUGACGAGCUGAGGCAAAUGGCGAAGGAUAUGGGAAAAGGGGACCGAGAACGUGACGUGGAGGUAAUAGUGCAGUUUAUCCAAUUCAUUCUGCACUUGUGGCACGAACAACUACAAAGUCGCCCAGCCGAAGAAAGACAAGGGAUAAGAGCAAAACAAGCUCGGGCCACCUACACUCAAACCCAAGACUACCUUAUACCCCUGCUGAAAAAACUCAAGACACUCACCCUCCCUGUAGACAUUACCGAUAAUUUAAUAGAAAUUAUAGGUCACCUGCUAAACGCAAAUUACUCGAGGGCUAGAGGCGUUUAUUCACAAAUGGCAAUCGGUAACGGCCCUUGCAACUUCGUGAUGAACGACGUAACGAAGGGGAAGUAUAUUCAGGGAUUGAGAAGAUUAAUGGCCAAGUGUCAGGAGUACUACCCCACGGAUCCAUCAAGAUGCGCCGAAUACGCCCCAGAACGUGAUAAACUUCUUUAA
Molecule: messenger RNA, 1005 nt
Organism: Zophobas morio
Lineage: Eukaryota; Metazoa; Arthropoda; Insecta; Coleoptera; Tenebrionidae
Product: pre-mRNA-splicing factor 18-like
Exons: 2
Coding region: 1-1005 (334 amino acids)
Biological process (GO): generation of catalytic spliceosome for second transesterification step; RNA splicing
Cellular component (GO): U5 snRNP; U2-type post-spliceosomal complex; U4/U6 x U5 tri-snRNP complex
Source: RefSeq, a predicted model, not a curated record